This is a messenger RNA of Dermacentor silvarum, 2245 nucleotides long. Its product is annotated as protein FAM43A. The transcript has a single exon. The record is from RefSeq and is a predicted model, not a curated record. The coding region runs from base 634 to 1533 and encodes 299 amino acids. Lineage: Eukaryota; Metazoa; Arthropoda; Arachnida; Ixodida; Ixodidae.
CGGCAGGUACACGCAGAACUCGCACCGGCUGCACCUUUCGCGUUGGGCCUCAAGCCAAGUGGAACGAAGUGCGGUGGGGAGCUCGGCGUCUCUCUCGCACGCUCGUUUGUUUGUGCCAGUUCGCUUGGAGAGCGCGCGCACGCCACAGAGCCGGUUUCUUCUGCUGCCUCGCCUCCAAAGCAGGGACGCCUGCCUCGGAUUUCGCACCGUCUGGGUCGUCGCUCUGCCGGACUGUUCCGCCGCGCAAGGGGACUAUCUCCCAAAGGAUUUGCGUCGACGACUCGUGUUUCGGCUGCUCCUUCCUCCUGACUGUGCGUCGGCGGCAACCCACGAAUACGCGAGGAGGGCCGCAGGUGGUCUCCUCGGUGGCACGCGGGGCAGUUUUGCUGCCGUCGACUGUGUGGGGCGCGUCGGGGGGAACGCUCUCUCGGGGGAGACAAGUGGCUAUUUCUGCGGCGCCAGCGCGUGAAGCCGUGCGCGCUUCCUAGUUUCUUCUGUUCGCCGAAAGCUUGCGGCGUGUGCCGCAGCGCCAUGCCAUAGGAGACCGGCGCGGGACGUGUGUCACCCGAAGCAGUGACUGCCGUCGCCCACCUGAACGAAAGUUCGCCUGCAGAAACGCCGAGAGAGGGCACAAUGUCGUCCUCGUGGCCUCCGAUGUUCAACAAGUUCUGGAACAAGAAGUCAGUCACCAUCACCGAGUAUGACCCGACGUACAAGGUGGUCUACCUGGGCAACGUUCUCACCCCGUGGGCCAAGGGUGAAGGUUGCGUGGACAAGCCUCUGGCCACCCUGUGGAAGAAUUACUGCACCAACGUCAAGCAAGACAUCCACAUGAAGCUGACCGUGUGCAACUCGGGUCUCAAGGCCGUUACCAAAGAGCACGGACUCACGGAGUACUGGGCUAGUCGCAUUACGCACUGCACGUCGGUGCCCACACACCCCAAGAUCUUCUGCUGGAUAUACAGGCACGAAGGGCGCAAGAUGAAGCAGGAGCUGCGCUGCCACGCCGUGCUCUGCGUCAAGGAGGAAGUGGCGCGCCUGAUGGCCACGCAGCUAAACCAGAAGCUCGCCGCGGCGCUCCAAGAGUUCAAGCGCGAGAAACUGAGCCGGCAAAAAGCGAGGCUCUCGCUGGGAAGCAUCUACGAGCAGCCGGCGAUGCCCCGAAGGAAACAGAUGCUCAGCACGGGAUCCAGCAACUUCAGGGCGCCGCUAGAGAGAUCUCGGAGUGCGCCCAAACUCACCUCCAUCGAGGAAGACGAAGAGGACGAGGACUUCGAGGACGACCUCAUCACCACUGGCUCGGAGCACGAAUCCACGUCGGACGUGGUGACGGACACUGACUUGGACUCGCUGUCGGACCAUUUCAUGCUAGGUGUUGGUGUGCGCGAGACAGACUCUGUGGACUCGGACUCGGUGGAAGACAUGCCUAACCCUCAGCUGCGGAGACGGCCGCUGAACUCAAUCGACGAGACGGUGGACGAGGAGUCGGAUAACGUGUCAGAUGAGUCGGGUUACUCGGAAGAGAAGAUUUGAGCUUGUGAUGUCGACUCGAAAAAAGAGACAAUGCGGAGCGUUGGAACACAUCUCCUUUCCUCAGGAACUUGUACAUAGCGUUGUUGUUGUUGUUGUUACUGUCAUUUGCCUGUUUCCGUAGACCAACGCUCUGGACCAAAGCGCGUGCCUUGCGUGUGUGCGUGCGUGUAUGGAGUGUGCGUGUGUGUGUUGCCGUCCCAGGUCGAGACAAAACAAAUAUCGCAGCUGCAGAGAAAACCAUCCCCCACCUCGCGGCGCACCGAUUCCUUUGUAAGUACACAAACUGGUACUGGCGACGUGCGUUGUCCUAAACCACGGUGUCCUGCCGAUACCUUCUCGUUUCCUGUAUGUGCGCGUGUGCCUGAUAAAGUAGUGACGAGCCCCCUGAGAGGUCACCAGAUUUCGUUUUAGCGAUUGACGAAUCUCGAAUCAGUAUUUCAAAGCUCUGCUAAAGAGUUAAGCGUAAGUUCCUCCUAUUGGCGCGCGUUGUCGGGUACGUGCGCCUGCUCUAAGACUGUCUCUCAUGGCUGAUUUCGGGAAAAGGCUGAUGUGAUGUGAGCGAAAGAACAAAGUGUGUGUGUCCUUUGUGCCGUGUUUAUUUUAUUUUUGCCAGUCGGCGAGGCCGACUUGGAAGAAGUCAUCCCAUAUGCGGGAAUUGUACAGCAAGAAAGAAGCGAUGAUAAUUAAAGAGUGAACGUAUGUUCAUGACGUA